Amorphotheca resinae ATCC 22711 is the source of this 1004-nucleotide messenger RNA. RefSeq lists its product as hypothetical. Gene Ontology annotation, molecular function: serine-type endopeptidase activity. The record is from RefSeq and is a predicted model, not a curated record. Gene Ontology annotation, cellular component: membrane; signal peptidase complex. Lineage: Eukaryota; Fungi; Ascomycota; Leotiomycetes; Helotiales; Amorphothecaceae. The coding region runs from base 184 to 702 and encodes 172 amino acids. The transcript has 2 exons.
ACACGGGCGACCUGUUCGCGACAACGAGACCGCAGGCUGCCUGUCACUCCUUUCCCUCUCUUCUCCCUCUUCCAGACUCCUGUAUUUAUAUACCGCGUUGCGCCAUACCGGCUAUUUCUCAAUUUCGCCCUCAUCGCCUCCCGUUCUCUCAUAAGCCCGCCGCAAACCUCACCAGCAGCCAGUAUGCUCUCUGCGCUACAAAAUCCGCGGCAUGCCGCCGCGCAAUUGAUUAACUUCGGACUGAUUCUCUCGACCGCAUUCAUGAUGUGGAAAGGGCUCUCUGUCAUCGCUGACUCGCCGUCGCCCAUCGUUGUCGUUCUCUCGGGGUCCAUGGAGCCAGCCUUCCAACGUGGCGAUCUGCUCUUUCUGUGGAAUCGGAAUGUAUUUGAGGAGACAAAAGUUGGGGAGAUUGUGGUGUAUAAUGUCAAGGGCAAGGACAUCCCGAUUGUGCACCGCGUGGUGAGGAAGUUUGGGACUGGGAACCAAGCGAAGCUCUUGACCAAAGGGGAUAAUAAUGUAGCGGAUGACACGGAAUUGUAUGCGCGCGGACAGGACUUUCUCGAAAGGGAAGAUAUCAUUGGGAGUGUGGUGGCCUACAUACCGUUCGUAGGCUAUGUGACGAUCCUCCUCAGCGAACAUCCAUGGUUGAAAACAGUUGCCCUAGGAUUGAUGGGCCUUGUGGCGGUCCUGCAAAGAGAGUAGGGAGGAGGCAUACUUCAUGUUCACUCUCCAAUGGGAUGGGACGGCGUUCAGGGCGCGUACGUGGAGUGCUAUAUAUUAUGGAGAAAAGUCAUUGCAUAUGGGACAUCUUUGAACUAUUCUGAUCUAUCAGUAAAAAUAACUGCUUCUUGUCUAGAGGUGGACAAUCAUGAACUCUUUAAGCAGUGCACAAGGAUGAGCAACGUUAAGACGAUUGGUCUUUCUCUCAGAACACGUAUACACCUAUAGAGUAUUUUUUGUAAGAAAAGCAUCUAACAUCUCUAUUCAGUGUCCUGCAAAUGACG